GUGUUUCAGACUCCUAACAUGAAGAAGAAAUGAAUUAAACCCGAAGAAUCAUGAACCAGUCCAGUACAACAGAAACCAUUUUGAGAUCGGGAUACGAUCUAUCAGUAUACGGACUGGCUAAUGGUCAGUUUCUUUACAUACACAUACCGGCUUUGUUAUGUAUUUCUACCAGUUUCAUCUGUGUUGUCAUUGUUAUUGGACUAUCAUUUCGUCACAAAAGCUACAAGACAUUUUUCAAGUGGACGAGAAGCGAGCGAUUCGUGGUGUACCUUGCUCUCUGCGAUGGAGGAUUUAACGUCUCUCACUUCACUGACCAUCUCCAUAUCGUCAUCGUCAGAGGUCAUGUCUAUCCCAGAGAACUCUGCGAGUUUUAUGGAUUUAAUUUGGCGGUUUUUGUUUCCGCUCAGAAUUUGAUGGUCAAUGUUGUCGCAAUAAACGCAUUUAUUUUGAUAUACUUUAACAAGCAGAUUCCGUUUGGUAGGAAGGACUAUAGACUUCUUCUAUGGACUUUUGGUACACCUUUUGUAACUGCCGCCAUUGCUGGUAUCCUAGGACAACUUGGACCAAAUGGGACAUUUUGCUAUUUUGACGGCGUCAAAGGAACCAUAGCUAACCUUUUCUUUACCACUGUGCCCCUGGUCCUGAUUGUCGUAAUGAAUAGUAUCCUCUACAUCCUAACGUGGCUCAGAAUCCGUAAAGAAACCAAACGACUCCACCUCGGCGACAGUUCGCAACUGAUAUCCGCCAACUUCACGGCUGCCAGGAACAUGUCGCUGUUUGUGUUGGCUUUCUUUGUCCAGUGGUGGGCAAUGUCCAUGUUCGGAGUCUGGGCCUACGUCCAGCCGGAGAGUGUCCCCCAGGUGGUGUAUCACCUCGUCACCACCUUCUCCAACAUAGGGGGGAUUCUGAACUUAAUUGUUUACAUUAUCAUCAGAAAGAGGUUAAUUCUCCGGAAACAUCUUAAGAAGCUCAAGAAGGCAGAGAUGCAAGGCACCGAGCUCUCCAACGUGGGCACUUCAAAGUCCAUCUCCCUAUAAAAUUAGAAUGCAGCUGACCUUCAUCAACAUUUUUAUUUUCUGAAAGGAUUCGAAUUGUACACAUAGAAAAAAAAUAAUUAAAAAAAACUUUUUAUAAUAUGAAACACAGGAUCCACUAUUUAUUUUUAUUUUACUAAAAUGUAUAUCAGUAGCAUUGACUCUGACCAUAGACGCCCCUAUCUUAAUUGAUAAAUAAAAUGUAUCUUAAGAUGAAUUAAGAUAGAUAUGCUUAUGACUUGUUCCUUUACAGUGAAAACCAUAUAAAUAUAUUUUCUCGGUAAUAAUCGUCAAGGAAGAAAAAGAACACUACAAAUUCACAGAAAUGUUAAAUAUGUGCAGAUACAGGAACGAGGUUGAUCCAUUCAUUUUCCAUAUGCUUCCUGUAUACAUGUAUAUACAUAUUUUAUUAGAUCACUUUACAGUUUAUGUUAAAUGCAGCAAAUAAUACUACCUUACUUCCUGGUUGUUUUGGAUAUUUUGAUCAUGUCUGUUUUAUGAUUUAGGUGUAUUAAAUCUUUAGAUUUCAAAUUCCUUCCGAAUUGAAAUAACAAAUAAAGGAUAAAAUUGUUACAGCAUCUUUUAUAGAGCAUGUAAAACAGAAUAUUUAUAAACAGUUGAAUUGUU
Molecule: messenger RNA, 1661 nt
Organism: Saccostrea echinata
Lineage: Eukaryota; Metazoa; Mollusca; Bivalvia; Ostreida; Ostreidae
Product: adenosine receptor A3-like
Exons: 2
Coding region: 51-1037 (328 amino acids)
Biological process (GO): adenylate cyclase-activating G protein-coupled receptor signaling pathway
Cellular component (GO): plasma membrane
Molecular function (GO): G protein-coupled receptor activity
Source: RefSeq, a predicted model, not a curated record